AUGGUGUUCAAAAUGUUCCAAAAGAGUGUCAAUAUCUGGGUGGACUCAUACAUUCAUUACCAAAAACAAUUUGAUAGAGUCACUAGUCUUCCAACUGGUGUCAGCCCAAAAUUCUCUUACAGCAAUCCAGAAAACUUUACAACAACUGAUCAGCUACUUUCAGUACCAAGCCAUGAUCUUGACUUGCUCUCAGAACAACUAUACCCCAACGAGGAGGAAUUAUUUCAACAUACACCACACAAGUUUAAUGAAGAGUUGCUUCACAAGUUGUGGACCAGCUUGGUUUAG
Puccinia graminis f. sp. tritici CRL 75-36-700-3 is the source of this 288-nucleotide messenger RNA. RefSeq lists its product as uncharacterized. The coding region runs from base 1 to 288 and encodes 95 amino acids. The transcript is spliced from 2 exons. Lineage: Eukaryota; Fungi; Basidiomycota; Pucciniomycetes; Pucciniales; Pucciniaceae. The record is from RefSeq and is a predicted model, not a curated record.